AUGGAUGAAAUAUAAUAAGAUAUUGAAUUGCCAGAAGAAUAGGUAUCUAUCCAAUUCUCUGUAAUUAAUGAAUAAAUUAGAGAAAUACAAUAUAUUAAAGAUGGAGCUAUUUUGAGAUUAGAGGUAUUAUUUAUAAAGAUUUAAAGAAAAUAGAAGUUGAUUAAAAAGCAGAAAUAAUCAUAAACUUAUAGUAAAUAAAAUUCUUAAAAUGGGAAGGAUAGAGAGGAAAUAAUAAUAAAAAAUAUGGAAAAUGGAUUCCAUAUUGGAAAAUGAGUGGAUUACCAUUAGGAGGAAUAUAUGAUUAUUUAGGAUUAAAAUAAGGAAUUUGGAGAGAAUUAGAUGAAAAUUUUGGGGAGUACAAUUAUAUUUCAUUGCUUUUAGUUAUUCUUAAAUAUCACAAUAUGGAUGUUAUAGGAAUUCAAUAAAGGUUGGAAAAUGGAAAAUAAUAUUUAAAAAUGAAAUAAUGUAAGUUGGUUGAGGAUAAAAUUUUAGAGGAGGAGGUUACUAUAAUUAAAUUGGAUAAAAAAUAGGAAAAUGGGUGGAAAUACAUUAAAAUUACUUUUCUAAAAAUAGAUCAUUAUGUGAUAUAAAACAUAUUGGUGAAUACUAAAAAGGAAUAAAAAUAGGAUGUUGGUUAAAUUCUUCUAAAAAUUAACAAAUGUAUAGUUCUAUAAAUAAAUUUAAGUGGAGGUGGUUUAUAUAAUUUAAUGGGAUAUAAGAAUGGUAAAUGGUUUGAAUAAAGUCAUAAUUUUGAAAAGUAUAAAUUGAAUCAUCUUACUUUUAGAGAUACUUAAAUUAUUUGGAAUGGAAUUUAUGAAAAUGGAAAGAAAACAGGUUUAUGGAAUAAUUUUUUUAGAAAUUAUUUAUUUAAUAAGCUUGAAUAAAUGUAAAGAUUUAUUAAUUUUAAAUUAAAAGUGGAGGUGGAGAAUAUGAUAAUAAUGGAAUAAAAAAUGGUUAAUGGAGUGAUAUAACAAAUUAUUGUUCAUUUAUUUACAAUGGAGUGUAUAAAAAUUGUUAAAAAUAUGGUCACUGGGAUAUAAUGUAUAAAAAAUAAGGCAGAGAUAAAUAUGUAUAAGUGUAAAUAUUUAAAAAAUUAAUUUAAAAAUAGAGGCGGUGGAUCAUUUAAUAAUAAUGGAAUAAAAGAUGGUAUAUGGAUUGAAUUAAGUGAAUAAUAUUUUAAGUAAGGAUAAUAUAAUAUAAUAUUAUUAAAAAGUGGAUCUUUGAUUACCUAUAAAGGUGAAUAUUUAAAUGGAAACAAAAGAAAUAGAUGGAAUAUUUUAUUUAAACAUGAGUGGCGUGAUUAUUUUGAUUAAAUGUAAAGAAAUAAUUAAAUAAUUUAGUGGUGGAGGAUCUUAUGACAUUAAAGGAUUAAAAUAAGGAUAAUGGAUUGAUUUAGAUAAAGAUUCUAAAAGUUUUUCUAGUUUAAUUACCUAUAAUGGUGAAUAUUUAGAUGGUAUCAAAUAAGGAUUUUGGAAAAUUAUGUGUUGGUUUUUUAAUUAGAAUGCAAAUUUUGAAUAAAAGUAUUAUUUCAAUUUAAAUUAUUAAAUUAUAAGAGGUGGUGGAGCAUUUAAUUAAUAAGGAAUUAAAGAUGGUAAAUGGAUUGAACUUGUUUCAAAUUUCUCUGAAAUAAAUUAAAUUACUUAUAUUGGUGAUUAUAUACAUGGAAAAAAAUGUGGUAAAUGGGAUAUUUAAAUAAUUGAUCCAAAAUCUAAAAAAUUAAAAAAAAUGUAAAAAUUAAAUAUUAAUAUAAUAUUAUAAGUGGUGGUGGAUGGUUUGAUGUUAAUGGAAUCAAAUAUGGUAUAUGGGAGGAUUUAACUGAAUAAGCUACUUUGUAGAUAUCUAAUUAUAUUUAUAAUAGAUAUAGUUAAGUCACAUUUAAAGGAGAAUAUAUAAAUGGAAAAAAAUAAGGAAAUUGGACAAUUCAUUUUAGAGAUGAAAAAUUUAAUUAUUUUUAAAUGUAACAUUAUUAAAUAAUUAAAUAUAGUGGUGGAGGAUCUUAUGAUUAAAAUGGAAUGAAAUAUGGAUUAUGGAUUGAUUUAAAUGAUGAUUUUCAUAAGUAUUUAUAAUCAUUUUUACCUCAAUUUUAGUACAGGCUUAAAUAUAUUUAAGGGAAUAUAUUAAAAAGGUUAAAAAUUUGGCAUUUGGGAGAAAAGAAAAAUAGAUUAUAAAGAGUAAAAAUUAUUAUUAAUUACAGAGGAGAAAUCAUUUAUGAUUAAAAUGGAAUUAAAUUAUUUGAAACAUGA
Paramecium sonneborni is the source of this 2243-nucleotide messenger RNA. Lineage: Eukaryota; Ciliophora; Oligohymenophorea; Peniculida; Parameciidae. The record is from the annotation of a GenBank genome assembly.